AUGAGAACCUAUCCCUCAACCCACCACCCAGAUCCUUACUACUCAACCAAGCGCACCCAGAAAAUUCCCUCCGACCUGUACGACAUCUCAAUGGUCACCUCACCGCUGCUGCUGCCUCCCUCACUCGCCUCUCUGGCAAAUCUGGAGGCAAUUCUCACAUUCUUGACGCCCUCACCUGCAUGGACCCCUUUCUGGUAUAGCCUGUACGACGGCGGGGGUGCCGUGGCCCUGUUGUGGGUCCAGAUCUAUCUUCUCAGCCCGCGGCGCACCGAGAUCGCAUUCGAGCUGGCCGGCUUAAUCACCAUCCAUCUCACUCGGAUCCUGACAGUGGCCUGGUUCGCUUGCUACCGGAAUGAUGAUGGGUGGACUGAGGCGGCGGUGACCCGGUGUCUGGGAAUGGUUAUCGUGCUGGGGUUGGAUUGGAUUACGAUUCGUCGAAUUUAUUGGCGGCAGCCUGCUCAGGAAAGGAGAUCUGAUACGCUCCGGUCCGUUGGAGAGCAUAAGUAG
Aspergillus brunneoviolaceus CBS 621.78 is the source of this 507-nucleotide messenger RNA. RefSeq lists its product as uncharacterized. The transcript is spliced from 2 exons. Lineage: Eukaryota; Fungi; Ascomycota; Eurotiomycetes; Eurotiales; Aspergillaceae. The record is from RefSeq and is a predicted model, not a curated record. The coding region runs from base 1 to 507 and encodes 168 amino acids.